AUGAGUGGUUCAGCGUCGUCAGAAACAACGCAUGUCAUUCGUAGUCGUUCUUCGUCGCCCUUCUAUCUCACUCAUAGUGGAUCGAGUUCAGCUAAUACACAAAUGAGCAUCGCAUCUGAUCUUAUUCUUCAAAGUUCGGGUUCAAGCGAUCUCCUGUUGAAAGGUCAAAUUCAAGGGAAUGCACAAAUCACUAUUUUGGGUUUAGGGUCAUUGAAUGCCUUCGAGUAUCCGAUCGGCAUAGCGGACGUCAGUGUGACAGGACGCGGAGAUGCCUACAUCAAGAGCGAGCAAGGAAUCCCCGCAUAUGCUGGUGGAAGGGCCAGUAUUGUAUACCAAGGACCAUUAUUAAGUAAAAAGACGCAUGAAGCCGCCUAUUUAAAAGCAAAUCAUCCACAUGAAAAUAUUAAACGUUCAGAAUUCAGUGGCGGUAUCUCUGCCAUGUGUCGUCGAACAAAACAUAAAACAAAAAUUAAUCGAGAAAAACUACGUUCAUUCGAUAAUAUAGACCGUCAGGGGCAUGUACAAGAUAAUGAACCCUAUCAUGAUGGCAUGAAACGAACUGAAGACGACAAUGACGAAAAAUCAACAAACGGAGAUAGUAUUGAUGAUGAUGAUGACAAUAAAAAUACUGGUAACAGUUUGGUACCAAAUGAUGACGAAGAAUCCAUUGAUUUUCCAGUGAACACUUCUCGCUCAACGAGUCCAAGUGAGGCAAACGAUUCUCCUGCGCCGAGUCUACAACCGAUAAUAAACACGUCUUUAGCUGACAACAUACACCGUCGAUCGGAUUUUACAGCACAUGACAUCGCAGCAUCGCAAGUUAUUAUGAAAGUUCGACGAUGUUUGAACAAUCAAGAUAUGGAUUACUUAUGUAAGUGGACAAAUGCACUUCAAGUUAAAAAUCUGCCAAAAUGUUGGGCAUCCAUUGUGAACAAAAUUAACAAGUUUAGUAACUUGAAUAUUAAAUCAAAACCUUAUCGGAUAUGUUCACAAUGUAGUUCAACUAACAAACUAAUAUGUACAAAGUGUAAACAUUGUCAGUGUGAAAAAUUAUUUGAUUUUUACCAGUAUCCAUUAAUUCCACAAGUUCAGCAUCUUUUAUUGAUACCAAAUAAUUAUUCAAAAAUGAAACAUACACGUUUUGUUAAUGCCGAGACACUUUAUAACACAACAUAUGGAACAAUAUUAAAUGAAAACAAAGAAAAUUCAUUUACAAUGUUACUGAACAGUGAUGGCAUUGUCACACCGAAUAAACAUUUAGCUUUAUGGCCUGUCAUUUUGAUGGUAAACGAAAUUCCGUUUCCGUUUCGUCGCUACACAGAAAAUGUACUAUUAGCUGGUGUUAUUCAUGCUCCCAAAAAACCUACUGCCGCUGUGAUCGAAACGGCUUUAGACCUAAUUACAGAAGAAUUAUUAGAACUUGAAAAUGGUCUUAAAUUCUAUGUACCCGAAUUGAGAACAACAACAACAUUUCAGUUUUAUUUGAUAGCCACCUGCAAUGAUAAGCCGGCAGAAUCCUCAAUAGGGAAUAUGACAGCCCACAAUGGAUUAUAUGGAUGCAAAAAAUGUUUUGCAGAAGGCGAGGUUUAUCAUGGUCAAACUGUUUACAAAAGAAAUGUGAAGCGGUUUAAUAUACGUGUUUAUCCAUACGAAAUUGCCGAAUUACGUACAUCAGACGAAUAUAAAAAGGUUAUUGUUGACAUAGAAAAUGAAGAAAUUGAACCACCAUCAAUGGGUCAUUAUGUGGAUACAUUACACGGCGUUUACAGCGGUGUUUUCAAAAAACUGUUAACAUUAUUUUUCGACAAAACACACCGUAAAGAAAAAUGGUCGUUAUUUCGUCGUAUCGAAGACAUCGAUAUUGGCCUGUCGUUAAUUACAAUCCCAUCAACAACAACAAGACGUUUUAGGGGUCUCAAAAACUUUAUGAAAUUCAAAGCCAAUGAAUAUCGAUCGUUGUUUCAUUUUGGUGCUUCAGUAUUUUCUGAAUUUCUUAAAGAACCAUAUCGCUCAAAUUAUUUGCAGUUUGUGACUGCAAUCAAUUUGGCAUCUGAAGAUCAUAUUACAAGUGAAAAUAUGGAUCUGAUAGAAAAAUUAUUAGAUAGUUUUGUGAAACAAUAUCAACAGCUGUAUGGAUUGAGACAUAUGCAAGCGAAUGUCCACUCCAUGCUGCACAUCCAUCAGACAGUCCGUUUUAUAGGACCAUUAUUUAUUUGCUCUACAUUCAAUUUCGAAAGCAUUGGGCAUGAUUUAGUAUCAAUGAUUCAUGGCACCACCGAAUAUGGCAAACAAAUGAUCAUGAACCACAUUUAUUAUCGAGAAGCAAUAAUAACGACACAACAACCAGAUUAUCCAGCACCAUUGUUAAACUUCGUUGAAGAUAUUAUGUGCCGGAAAAAAGUACUCAAUCUGUCCUACACAAAAAUGUUCAAUUAUCAUCUAUCAAGACCCGUCGAUAUAAAUUUAUAUGAAAAUGAAUUACAACGUAUUCAUUUAUUUUUGAAUAACAAGCCUUUCCAGCUACAUCAUUCAAUAGUUGUCAAUAAUUGUACCGAUAAAACCAAUUUAUCAUCCAAAAAUCCUAAAUUCAAUGACAGUUGUGUAUCAUUUAGAUUUGGUGCUGAGGCUCGGUUUGGUCUUAUACGUGCUGUUAUCUCAACCAAUGUUAAAAUUUUACUUCUAAUUGAGCAAUUAACUGACAACGAUAACAAACUUCGUUUUCGUCACAACAAUGUCGUUUCAACAGUGCGCAAUAUAUUUUACUUAAAACGAUCACAACUAUAUCAUCUACGUUCUCCCAAUGAUCUGAUACAAAAACAUUGUUAUCGUUUUCGUCCGAACAAUGUAAUUCAUGUGUUUAAAUUUAAUAAUUUGAAGGAUAGUAGCUGA
Didymodactylos carnosus is the source of this 2889-nucleotide messenger RNA. Lineage: Eukaryota; Metazoa; Rotifera; Eurotatoria; Philodinida; Philodinidae. The record is from the annotation of a GenBank genome assembly.